AUUCUGACACCUGUUGACGUACUAACCUGAUCACUAUUAUUAUAUUUAAUCAUUUUUAUCCAUUGCAAAAUUUCAAUAGAUAUUUGUCACUGAUCGACCGAUAAUUAAUCAUUAGUAAGCAAAUAAGUACAUAUUGUAAUUGAAUAAUUUCGUAAUCGCUGGAAACAUUUAUUUUCCUUUUUCGAAAAUAGAAAAUGGCACGGUACUUCAAAGAAAAAGAUAUUGAUGAGUUUAGGGAGUGCUUCUACUUAUUUGCUCGUUCUGGGAGCAUAAAAACUGUGGACGAACUCAGUAUGAUUAUGAGAAGUCUUGGUCUGUCACCUACGGUCUUGGAAAUAGCAUCGUAUUUGAAAAAGAAGGGAGGAAAAAUGACCUUCGCUGAUUUUUUGGAGGUGAUGCAUAUACACUCACGAGUGGAAAACAUUCCUAACGAGGUGAUUGAAGCCUUCAGAGCAAAUGAUCCUGAUGGAAAAGGAGUUAUUCCAGCCAAAAACUUGCGUCAUUUGCUUCAGAACUGGGGUGAAUGUUUGUCUCCAAAGGAAGUCGACAGAAUUUUUAGAGAAGCCAAUGUAAACAAUAGCAGUAUGGUCAAAUAUGAAGACUUUGCUAAAGUUGCAUGUGCCCCAGUCCCAGAUUAUUACUGAAAGUAUUAACAGUAUCAGACAUAAAUUUUUACACAUUCCACAAUUUGUUUCAAAAUAAAUGAUUUGAAGAUG
Messenger RNA from Leptinotarsa decemlineata (Colorado potato beetle), 716 nucleotides. RefSeq names its product calmodulin-like protein 4. Gene Ontology annotation, cellular component: myosin II complex. Gene Ontology annotation, molecular function: calcium ion binding. NCBI's taxonomy places the organism in Eukaryota, Metazoa, Arthropoda, Insecta, Coleoptera, Chrysomelidae. The record is from RefSeq and is a predicted model, not a curated record.